Molecule: messenger RNA, 600 nt
Organism: Musa acuminata AAA Group (dessert banana)
Lineage: Eukaryota; Viridiplantae; Streptophyta; Magnoliopsida; Zingiberales; Musaceae
Product: protein NOI4-like
Exons: 3
Coding region: 153-392 (79 amino acids)
Cellular component (GO): plasma membrane
Source: RefSeq, a predicted model, not a curated record
ACGUCGUCCCCAUCCCUAACGGAACCGUUCGCCUCCGUUAAACAGCUCACAUGCCUCAAUAGUCUCUCCCACUAUUAUAUGCCCUCUCUUCCACUCCACCCAUCCUCCGCCCCCUUCUCAUCGUCUCCUUUCUCACUUCAUCGGAAGAGUUCAUGUCGGACAAAGGUCGGCCCUUGCCAAAGUUUGGCGAGUGGGAUGUCAAUGAUCCUGCUUCUGCAGAGGGGUUCACUGUGAUCUUUAAUAAAGCCCGAGAUGAGAGGAAAACAGGGAGCAAUGCACGAGAAACAGACUCACCUGGGAAGGAGGAGACAGGUUUUAAACAUGGACCGUAUGCUUCUAAGUCUACUGCUAAGAAAUGGUUUUGCUGCAUGCAAGCAUCAGCAGAAUCAUGAGGAUGAAUGCUUGUGGUUUAUGAGUUAUGGUAUUGAUCGAGUGACGGGAAGUGCUGGCCACCAUUUGCAGUAGUUGAAGGUUAAGAUGGCUCGAGUGAGCAAGACUGGAAGAAAGCUGGGGAGGGUUGGAAAGGCUUAAGAGUCAUUCAUUUAUUCAUGUGAACAUAUGCAUAUUCGAAACUUAAAUUGAUCUCGUUUUCUUUUUCUA